AUGGCCACAUCGGCUCAGCCGUCCGCUCCUCUUCCUCUGUCCACCAUCGCUGGACCUGCCGCCACACAGGCACAAACCUCCGACCAGCAGCAGCAGCAGCAAGGAAACAGCAGCAGCAAGAGCAGCAGUGCGCCCACCGUACCCCAGAAUAGGCUCUCGUCUACUGCCCCACGUCUUCUCCGCUUCACUUGGCAACGCCCCACCUCAUUCGUCCAUCCAACGCCCCAACUCUGUUUUCACUUCCUACCUUCGCCAACCCCGUCAUCCGUCGUGCUUCGCCCCACUUCGGCGCUUUCGCCUUGCUCGUGCAGUCCUGGGUCAUCCGCCUCGCUCGUCAAUCUUUCCAACUGGCCCACUUGA
Moesziomyces antarcticus is the source of this 360-nucleotide messenger RNA. RefSeq lists its product as uncharacterized. The transcript has a single exon. NCBI's taxonomy places the organism in Eukaryota, Fungi, Basidiomycota, Ustilaginomycetes, Ustilaginales, Ustilaginaceae. The record is from RefSeq and is a predicted model, not a curated record. The coding region runs from base 1 to 360 and encodes 119 amino acids.